UUGAUUUACCUAUUUAAACAAAUUCAUGUCAUACUACUAACUUCUAUCUAGUUAAACAUGUUAAAUAUAUCAUUUAUUUUUGGUACAACAAUCACAUUCAAGCGUGUUCAGCAUAAUGACAUUUUCAAACUCGCUAUGUCAUGGACAAACUCCAAUGCUUUGUCAGUUGUGUGAAGAAUCAAAUGAGAUCAAAUGGAAAUGUUUACAAUGUGAUUUUCUCUUGUGUACAAAAUGUCAGAGAAUUCAUAACAAAGUAAAAUCUACCGACCAACAUACCAUUAUUGAUAUCAAAGACAUUGCUUCAAAACAACAAGAAGCCAAAGAUAACACAGAUUUCAGUGCAAUAAAAGAGGAAAAAGCAGCAAGAAAACAAACCAGAGAACUGCAUCAGAGUAUACCAGGAAAAAUUGGAGAGGCGCUGUGUGGAGAUGAUGAUUAUGCAUGUGAACAAUAUGGAGCUAAAGUUAUAAAACAGUAUAAAACUGGACUAAUACUUGUCGAACGUGUUGUUAGCGGUAAUACUGGAACAUUUUGGAUAAGUUAUACUAAAGACAAAAUCAUAAAGAAAAUACAACUAUCAAAUGAAAUGUUGAAUAUUGUGCAAGAAAUACAUAUAAAUUGUUAUGGUAUGGCAUUACUACAGUCAGGAGACCUACUUAUAUCUUCUGCAGAAUCAAAUCUUAAAAUACUUUCUCAUACCACUGGAAAAAUAAUUAAUUCAAAGUAUAGUGUAAAACCCUUAAUAACUGGUGGAGUCCAUUUGAUACGGAAUGAAAAGAUUGUAAUCAGCGCCAGAAAAGAAGGACCUGUCUUCCCUGUUAAAGGUCCACGACAAAUUGUUUUGAUGGAUAUAGAUGGAAAAAUAGAGAAGGUGUAUGAUUUAGACAACAAUGGGAAACCUAUCUUUUUUGCUCCACAAAGAAUAACAACAGACACUGACAAUAACAUUUAUGUUUUGGAUACUUUCAAUACAGAGUGGAAUGGUAGGAUAGUGGCAUUAGAUAAAACCAACAUUGUAAGAUGGAUAUAUAGUGGAAUUCCAGAUGUCAUCAAAGACAAAACAUUCAAUCCAAGAGACUUAAUUAGUACACAAUUAAACAAUAUUAUCAUAACAGAUAUGGAUAGCUAUAUGAUCCAUAUCCUCAACACUUCAGGACAGUGUAUUCAUUACAUGAACACUAAGGAUCAGUUAGGUAUUGUGUUACCAUACUCUGUAGAUAUUGACAAUACAGGAACACUGCACAUUGGUUGCAAUACAAGUAAACAAAAUAAAACCAAUUUAUAUAUUGUUCAGUUUUCAGGAUUCUGAACUACUGAUUCUUAAAAUUCACAUUUUAGUUUUGAAAUG
Messenger RNA from Mytilus trossulus (common blue mussel), 1348 nucleotides. RefSeq lists its product as uncharacterized. The transcript has a single exon. Gene Ontology annotation, molecular function: zinc ion binding. Bases 116 to 1309 code for a protein of 397 amino acids. Lineage: Eukaryota; Metazoa; Mollusca; Bivalvia; Mytilida; Mytilidae. The record is from RefSeq and is a predicted model, not a curated record.